Micropterus dolomieu (smallmouth bass) is the source of this 1336-nucleotide messenger RNA. RefSeq names its product golgi transport 1Ba (gene golt1ba). Lineage: Eukaryota; Metazoa; Chordata; Actinopteri; Centrarchiformes; Centrarchidae. The transcript is spliced from 6 exons. The record is from RefSeq and is a predicted model, not a curated record. The coding region runs from base 149 to 535 and encodes 128 amino acids. Gene Ontology annotation, biological process: retrograde transport, endosome to Golgi; endoplasmic reticulum to Golgi vesicle-mediated transport. Gene Ontology annotation, cellular component: endoplasmic reticulum; membrane.
GACAUCGGGAGAAGGAGUGUUUCCGGAAGACGUGGCUGUUGCUGCAGUGGGAACUGAUACCCAAAUUAUUCUUAGAAGAGUACUUGUAUAGUUACUACAAUAUUUAUUCUGUUUUUAUUCUAUCUUCACCCGUUUAUCCGGCGGCAAGAUGAUUUCGUUAACGGACUCCCAAAAGAUUGGAAUGGGAUUAACAGGCUUCGGCGUGUUUUUCCUCUUCUUCGGGAUGAUCCUGUUCUUUGACAAAGCCCUCUUGGCUAUUGGAAAUAUCCUUUUUGUUGCUGGACUCGCCUUUGUCAUCGGGUUGGAGAGGACCUUCCGCUUCUUCUUCCAGAAGCACAAGAUGAAGGCCACCAGUUUCUUCCUGGGAGGUGUGUUUGUGGUGCUCAUUGGCUGGCCCAUCAUCGGGGUUGUGCUGGAGAUCUACGGAUUUUUCCUCUUGUUCAGGGGGUUCUUCCCAGUUGUAGUAGGCUUUAUCAGAAGGAUACCUGUCCUGGGCUCCAUCUUAAACCUGCCCUUCAUCAGUGCACCUUCGUAAGGCUCUGAGGACAAUCAGCAGUCGUGUAUGUGGACAAAGUGGGCGAGAGCAACACCAUGGUGUAACAGUGACUUUUUCUACCCAGAGAAGGCUGUUUGAGAACAGCAGGUUUUAUAAAUCAACACAAUGUCUCAAUGGGCUGAGAUAAAGCAGCUAAGGUUAUACGUUCAGAUUCCUCUACCCUCCAGCAGGCAAAGACUGCUUUCUGUCUGUCUGUAAUUUCAUUGGUCAGCGCUACCAAUCAAAGGUUCAUCAGAGCAUCGGACCCCCAGUCUGUUACUAAAGGGUGGAGUUACUAAGGUCACUACAAUAAAUAUUUGAAAUGCUAUUGAUCCCUUUAUCAUUGAAUGCAUCUGGCAUGAAAAUGGAGGAUGGAAGACUCCCUGAAAGCACCACUGACUCUGUGGACGUGAUUUUCUUACUCUGUGGAACAAACAGAACUACCGACAAUCCACAGGGAUGAGAAGUGGAUCGACAGCUUGCCAUGUUGUCACAUUUCUGUGCCUGAGCUUUAUCUAUAUUUGGACAAGACCUUUUGAGUCCAGCAUUUUGUCUCUUUGCACUUAUUCUGUGACACGGUGUAUCUUUUUUUGUCUUGCAGCUAUUUGAAUUGAAAAAUGUGUGGCUAUUGUAGUAUUUUCCCUUUUGUUAACAGAAUUUCUGUUUACCAUUGUUUAAUGAGUUCUUCUGUAUUUUUUUCUUUAUCAAUGCUUGACUUCAUGUACAGUGAGGUACUAUGGGAUCAUACUAAUAUUUGAAACUAUUAUUACUACUACUAUUAAAGCCUAGUCGCACCAGAAA